UUAUCUACACAGCCUGGGAACGUUACAAAAUUUGCCUGAGUCACAGCUGGGAUGGAGGUCAAUAAAACGGAGGUGGCAACACACCCCUCCACUAAUCAGUUUGCAGAUUUCUUCACUCCUCAAACAGCCUCAAUUUUGGGUGGGGACAUUGUCUUCCUCACUUCUAAGGAGGGGAAAGGGUCACACUGAGGAGGGCUGGGGUUGGAAGGCCAGCAGAGGAGGGUUAAGGGCUAGGGCCGUUUCUUUCUCUGGUUCAGGCCGGGAGCACAAGAGCCUGGUGUUCCUGGAGAGAUGAGGGGAGGGAGGGAGACUCGGGCGCUCCACAGAUUCAAAGGCUGUUCUGGGAAGGACACAGAAAGAACGAAGAGUCUCUGUGAAGCCAACCAGAAGUUAGGAAUUCGCCCUUCUGCAAACCCAGCGCAGACUGGUCUCGGUGAUCCUGGGCUUCUCUGUCUGUGGACCAUGGAGCCGUGUCUGCGCUCUCUCUUUUUGUUGGGGACCCUGGCCGUGCCGGAGACCUGGGCAGGCUCUCACUCCAUGAGGUAUUUCGACACCGCCAUGGCCUCGCCCGAGCUCCCGGAGCCGCGGUAUAUCUCCGUGGGCUACGUGGACGAUCAGCAGUUCGUGCGCUUCGACAGCGCCAGCAAGAGUCAGAGGGAGGAGCCGCGGGCGGCAUGGAUGGAGCGGGUGGAGCGGGAGGACCCGGACUACUGGGAGGGGGAGACGCGGAUCUCCUGGGAGAACGUCCAGAUUUCCCGAGCGGGUCUGCGGGACCUGCGGGGCUACUUCAACCAGAGCGAGGCGGGGGUCCACACCAUCCAGGCCAUGUACGGCUGCGAGGUCUCCCCCGAGCUCACUUUCAAGCGAGGGUUUUUCCAAUUGGCCUACGACGGGCGGGACUACCUGGCCCUGGACAGGGAGACCUCCACGUGGACGGCGGCGGUGCCGCAGGCUGUGAACACCAAGCGCCAGUGGGAGGCAGAGAGGGGCUACACGGAGGGGUGGAAAGCCUACCUGGAGGAGACGUGCGUGCUGUGGGUGAGGAAGUACCUGGAGAUGGGGAAGGAGACGCUGAUGAGGGCAGAACCGCCCUCCACCCGAGUGACCCGCCACACUGCCCCCCAUGGGGAGGUGACCUUGCGGUGCUGGGCCCAGGACUUCUACCCGUCGGACAUCUCCCUGACUUGGCUGAGGGAUGGGGAGGAACAGCUCCAGGACAUGGAGUUCAUUGAGACCAGGCCCGCAGGAGACGGGACCUUCCAGAAGUGGGCAGGCGUGGAGGUGACCUCGGGCCAGGAAGGGAAAUAUACCUGCCGAGUGCAGCACGAGGGACUGUCUGAGCCCCUCACCCUGAAGUGGGAGCCAGAGUCCUCCUCCACCAUGGUCAUUGUGGGGGUCAUUGUGGUCCUCAUCGUCAUCACUGCAGUCAUUGCUGGAGUUGUGAUCUGGAGGAAGAAUUCAGGUGUAAAUAGAGGGCACUAUAUUUAAGCUGCAGUUUGAGAGCAUUGCCUGGUAUGGACCUGAGGAAGAAAAUAAGUCUCCAGUCCCUGUGUUGUUCCUGUUGACCUCUGGCUUCUCUCCCCAGCACUGGCCCCUGGGAUCAUCCCUGGACUUUACUGGCCCAAGCCCAGGGAAGCAUCAUUAAGGCCCUUAUCCUGCUCUAAGACCUCCCUCCUCCACCUUUUUUCUUUCUGCCUACCUCACUUUGUAGGGAGACAACCAGCACGAAGGGCCAGAAGACUUUGGGAGUGAGACCUCCUUCACAUUUGACAUUGCACUGACCUCUGGGAGCUUUUUCUGACUGCACAAACAACCUAAUGAGUUGUUAUUCUUGAGUCUUCAGCUUUUCUCCACAAUCUACAUUUGAAUGGGGGGCUUUAGAGGACAGAAUGACAGUAUGACAUCUUCUGGUCAUAUGAAGGGGAAAAUAAAUGCAAGUUUGGAGUCUUCUAAGAA
This is a messenger RNA of Vombatus ursinus (common wombat), 1956 nucleotides long. Its product is annotated as HLA class I histocompatibility antigen, B-15 alpha chain-like. The transcript is spliced from 8 exons. Gene Ontology annotation, biological process: immune response. Gene Ontology annotation, cellular component: external side of plasma membrane. Lineage: Eukaryota; Metazoa; Chordata; Mammalia; Diprotodontia; Vombatidae. The coding region runs from base 292 to 1488 and encodes 398 amino acids. The record is from RefSeq and is a predicted model, not a curated record.